Messenger RNA from Salvelinus namaycush (lake trout), 5122 nucleotides. RefSeq names its product ankyrin repeat domain-containing protein 26 (gene aard). The coding region runs from base 1 to 4692 and encodes 1563 amino acids. The transcript is spliced from 29 exons. NCBI's taxonomy places the organism in Eukaryota, Metazoa, Chordata, Actinopteri, Salmoniformes, Salmonidae. The record is from RefSeq and is a predicted model, not a curated record.
AUGAUAGACUCUUUUCCUGAUGCAAAUAUAAGAAAUUAUGAUAAUGAUGCCGACAAUGUCCCAGAAAAGCCAGAGAAAAUCAAAAGGGAAACUCUGUCCAUCUUGACCAAGCUUGAACUGUCCAAAAAAGAUGCUGACAAAAAGACUGACAUAAUGGAGGAGCUUGGGUUGGGUGAUGUUGAUGAUCUUGAAGAUGCCUCUGAUUGGGACACGGCCAGCACCGCCAGCAGGAGAACCCUCCCCGGCCACGGAUUGCCUUCCCUCGGUGGCGAGGAGCUGAGGGAGGAGGCCUCUUCCCGAUCCCCCGUCCCUCUCCCGGCUGUCCAGGAGCAGGAGCCAGAUGCCGAUAUAGCAGUAAUAGCGGAGAGGAGCGGUCCUGAGGAGAAGACAUACUUUCAUUCGGAGAGACCCCUCCCAUUGGCCAGCCCGCGCUCCCUUACCCCUCAAACCCAACCCCAGCCAUGUGCUCGGAAGAUGCAGCCCCAGAGAACAGAGUGUGAGGAAGACUUUGGUUGGGAUUCUGACCAAGUGAAUACCUCUACCCCCAGCCCAGUCAGGACUGGGAAGCAACUACCAAACUUAACAGAGACCGUCACAGUGUUGAAACCUAAUAACCCUGUGCGUGAGCCCUCUCCAGUGAAGCAAGAGAGUGAAAGCAGUCCAGAGCCCGAGGAGCAGGCACAAGAGGUGGGCGAAGACAAGACAAAGGCCAACAUGGAGGUGCUGCAAAAAUCAAGUGCCUCACGGGUUGCUGGAGGAUCAAUGAGCAGACGGUGUGAACGUGAACUAGACCAAGAAGACGAGGAGAAACCCGAGACCAGUUUAGGACACCCUAAAGUGUCACGCAGUGGAAAUGGAGCAACAGAAAGUGAACAUCAGCUCAGAGCAACAGACCGUAUUACCCAAAGACACUGGUCCAAAAGUCCAAAGAGGGCCCUGGAGGACCAACUACAUCAUCAGCAGCAGAAGGAGGAGGAGGGGAGAGCUGUAUCUAACGAGGCCACCUUACAGUUACCCUUUCUGGGGGGAGCCAGGCAUGGCCGAGCCCCCCAGGCAGCUAACCAUGUUAACGCAGGAGACCCCAUCUCAGUGUUUGACGAUAGUACUUUAAGUGAAGUGUCGGACGAUGAUGGAAGGUCUCUAUCUGCAUGGCAUCAGAAAGACAAGACCGCUGGCGAGAUGGAGAUGGCGGAGGACUUUGAUGAGCUCACACAGUCAUCGGACACGGCCACAUCUGACCUCGAAGACCCCACUUCUGGCUACCGUCACGCCUCUUUUCUCAUCAAACAGCUCGACUCUGCCAAUUUAGACUCUGUGAGCUUUGUGAAGCUCCAGAACAUGUUCCACGAGUAUGAGCGCACCAUCCAGAAGGAGCGGGACCGCCAUGGGCACCUGUCUGACAACGUGAGCCAGCUGGAGGUCAAGCAGCGCGAGCUGACGGCCUCACUGAAGGAAAGCCAGGACAGCAAGCAGGCCCUGGAUCACCGGCAGCUUGAGCUGGACACGGACCUCAACAACUUUAAGUUCCAGCUGAAGCAGGAGCAGGAGAAGCACCGGAACGCCUCCAUGAUGUAUGACAAGAACCGGGAGAUGCUGCGGAAGAAGGAGGAGGAGCUCCGGGCCGAGGCAGAGGAGAAGCACAAGGUGGAACUGGCCAUGAGGAACCUGGAGCUGGAGAUGAGGGCCAUUAUUAACAACAUGAAACAGUCGGAGGACGACCACAGCGAGACCCAGAGGCUGCUGACCCAGGAGCGAGUUGCCCGAGCUUUGUCGGAGACCCUCCUCAACAAUCACCUCCGCAAGCAGCAGGAGAUCGAGGAGGAGAACAGGAGGACCAUCAGUAAGAGCAACGAGGCCCUGUCCCAGUUGACGGAGGCCACCGACCGAGAGAGGGGGCUGCUGCAGCAGAGCUCUGUGCUCCAGGACGAGCUGAGCUCCCUGAGAGCUGAGCUGGAGCGCUCCUGCUCCCACAGUCGCCAGGAGGAGUCCCGCCGCUCCGAGGAGAGCGAGGCGUUGAGGGAGCGCCUCGAGGACACCCGGCGCGACCUCAAACUCAACGAGGAGGCGCUGGCCCAGACAGUCUACCAGUACACCAGCCAGGUGACCACCGUCAAGGCCGAGCUGGCUGUGGCUUCCACACGGCUGGAGCACGAGCGCCAGGCGAGGGAGCAGCUGGAAGCCGAAGGUGAGUCAGCGAGGACGCGGCUGACUGGCGCUCUUCAGGAGGUAGAGAGGUGCCAGGUGGCACGUGCUGACGCCGAAAGGGCUCUUCGUCGCGAGCGCGAGGGGCACCAGCGUGCCCAGGACAAGCUUACUGGCGAGGCGGCGAACAACCGCGAGGCGGUGGGCGGGCUGUCGCAGAAACUCGCUAAGGCAGAGUCACGUGCAAACGGCCUCGAAAAUGAGGUGCACCGCGUCACAAUGUCGCUUGCCGAGAUGGAGCAUGUGGUCGCCACGCUGCAGAGGGACAAGGAGCAAAUAGGGGGGCGAGUGAAGGAGCUUGAGGCAGCUCUACAGACGGAGAGGGAGCAGGCUGGGAGAGUGUGCGCCCGGCAGGAGACGCUGCAGGAGAGGCUGGCGGCGGCACAGAGCGAGGCCAUGCUGCUGAGGCAACAGCUGGAGGAGGCCCAGAACAAAGGGAUGGUGAAGGAGAAGGCGGUGACGGACGCCCAGGAGCGCUUUGGCGACCUGCUGGCUAAGCUGCGCUCGGACGGGGAGGAGCGUGUGCAGCUGGUAGAGGAGAGGAGCAAGGAGCUGGCCACCAAGGCUGCCGACCUCCGCGACCAGGUCUACAAGCUGGAGGAGGAGAAGAACGACAGAGAGACUGGUUUGAGGCAGCUGCAGCAAGAACUCGCCGACUCACUGAAGAAGCUGUCAAUGAGCGAGGCUUCCCUGGAGGUGAACACACGCUACCGCAAUGACCUGGAGGAGGAGAAGGCACGACUGCUCAAGGACAUGGACCGCCUUAAGGGGAAGCUGGAGGAGAGCGAGGACCAGUACGUUCAGGCAGAGCGGCGCAUCAAUGCUCUGAAGAGCAGUCUGGAUGAGAAGGAGCGAGAGGUGGUCGCCGCCUCUCAGAAACUGCAGGAGGUGCUGUCUGCCUUUGCAGGCUCAGACACCACCAUUAAACAGCUGGAGGAGGCAGUGCAGAGAUUGGAGAUUGAGAAUGCCAGGCUGGAGGCAGCAGCAAAGCAGCAGACCAACAAGAUCGAGGCACUGCAGAAAGGAGUCCAAGACUCUGCCAUGGUCAGGAACCGUCUGGAGGACUUGGUGACUGGCCUGCAGUGCAGCAAGAUGACCCUGGAGGACCAGCUCAGUCAGGAGGUGCAGAAGCAAAGCAUGCUGUCCCAUAACGCCCAGGACUCCCAUGCGCUGUGGGAGGAGGAGCUGAAGAGCCGCUCCAAGCUGGGUCUGCGUCUGGCUGAGCUGGAGAAGGAGAAAGGAGAGCUCAGCAGCCAGAUGGAGUUAGAGAAGAAGAAGGCCAAGAAGAUAGCGGAGCAGAAAAAGUCUGUGGACACCAGACUGGACCAGGAGAUGAAGAGAAACACAGAGCUACAGAAAGAAAUGUACAGGUUGCGGACACUGGUGAAGACGGCUAAGAAGAAGCUGCGGGAGCAGGACGGUGCCGGGGCUGAGUUUGGAUCGCCCAUGAGCAGCAUGAGAGGGGAGAUGGGCCACAGACAGGCUGAGGCUGACAUCGGCAGGAUGAAGAACAAGGUGGAUGACCUGUCGGUGCAGCUGGAGAAGGAGGUGUCUCGCUGCUGCCAGCUGGAUAGGGUCAACGGAGAGCUCAAGGAGCAACUAGCCUCCUUGAAGGGCCUGGGCCGCAGCAACGAGCGUCUCGAGCGUAGCAAGAGGCACCUGGAGGAGGAGUUGUUGGGCCUGCGGCGGCAGGUGGAGGCGGGUGUGAUGGACCAGACCCUGGUGGAUCAGUACCGACGAGACGCAGAGGAGAGGGCCCGCCAGGAGAUCAGACAGAAACUGGAGGAGGUCAACCUCUUCCUACAGACCCAGGCGGCGUCCCAGGAGGCGUUGGAGCAGAUCAAGGCGGCAAACGAGGCCAGCUUGCGCUCCACGCUGGAGCAGCGUAUCCGGGAGCUGGAGGGCGAGCUGGGCAGAGCGCACUCCACACAGCACGACAGCAUGAGCCUGCGAGACUCCACCCGGACAGAGAUGGAUCGCUACCGGGAGCUCUACACUGAGGAGCUGCGUCUCCGCAAGGCCCUGGCUGCCAAACUAGAGAGGUCCAAUGAGCGGCUGGCGGAGGCCAACACCAAGCUGAUGAGCGAGCGCCACCGCAGCAAGUCCCUGAUAGCCAGCAGCAUUGUCAACGGCAGCCUGGGCGGGCCUCUGGACAUGAGCUCCCUGGGGUCGGUGGGGGCCUACGGGGCAACGCUGGGUCCCCUCAACAGGAGCCUGGGAGGGCCUCUCCUCAGCCCCCUGGGGGAUGGGGGUCAGAGCAGCAGGGUGGAGGCUUACCUGGCAAAGAUGCAGAAUGAAUUGGAGAGAAACAUAUCAAAGGAGUUGGACCAUGCGACAGCAGAGCUUGAGGGCUCUGCCCGGAUGUCUCCGGUGGGCUCUGCCUCGGGCUCCCCUACUAGCCUGGGUUGGGGUCUCAGUGUGGUGGAGGACCCGGUCAGCAGGGCCACACAGCAGUACCUGGAGGUGCUCAAGAAAAACUAUAUGAUUUGACCAGGCAGCAUUGGGCUUCCCAAAGGGAGCCACAACUGUCCACUUUACCAUGACCUGGGUGGUGUUUAUUAGGGCACUCGGUGGGAAACGUUUUGCAAUGGAAGGCAAAAUUAUGUUUUUAAGUCCAGUUAUUCCUUCCGUUUCCGUCUGUUUUCUCCCGUUUGGUGCUCUAAUGAACAUUACCCUGGGCCUCAUCAAUGCAUGCUUAUAUAAAAAGAACAUGCACAUUGAGAAAAACACUAAAGGCCAAAGCCACUCCACUAUAACACAUUCCCCCCAAAAAAUGUUUACUCUUUAUUCUACGUCUUUUAAGAAAGGAAACAGACGUGAUGCACAUUGCACUUACAGUGCAUUCGAAAAGUAUUCAGACCCCUUGACUUUUUCCACAUUUUGUUACGUCACAGGCUUAUUCUAAAAUGGAUUACCUCGA